AUGAGGGAUUGGGGAAAUAGAUCUGAAACUGCCCAGCAUCCACCUCGUCCAGCAGCAGACGGGAAUAUUUCUGACGAACCGUACUGGUCAUAUGAACUUGAUAAUGAUGACGAUAAUUUUCCCUUCUCCAGGAAAAUUCGCACAUUUUCGAUGCCUCAUAACUUUGUCCCUUCUAAGAUUUCCAAGGCAUUUAAUCUAACUCUAGGUGGAGCUGCUGAAGUAUGGUACAGUAGAUUGGCACCACAUAGUAUAAGAAGUUGGCCAGACCUGAAAAAGGCAUUCCUAAACCAGUAUCCUUCUAGGAAAGAGGGAGAGGUGCGAAUUCAACUCCUGCAAGACAUGAGGCAAGCAGCAGGAGAGACCCAAAAGAGCUACCUUGCUCGCUUUUCUGAUGAAAAAACCUACUGUGAACAAGUUACAGACAAGGAGGCCCUUUCGGCCAUGAAAGGAGGAUUGAACAUGAAUACUUUGUUCUGGAGAGAUGUCUGA
Messenger RNA from Fraxinus pennsylvanica, 489 nucleotides. The record is from the annotation of a GenBank genome assembly. NCBI's taxonomy places the organism in Eukaryota, Viridiplantae, Streptophyta, Magnoliopsida, Lamiales, Oleaceae.